Messenger RNA from Musa acuminata subsp. malaccensis (wild Malaysian banana), 1839 nucleotides. Its product is annotated as WD repeat-containing protein RUP2-like. Gene Ontology annotation, molecular function: protein binding. The record is from RefSeq and is a predicted model, not a curated record. Gene Ontology annotation, biological process: response to UV-B. NCBI's taxonomy places the organism in Eukaryota, Viridiplantae, Streptophyta, Magnoliopsida, Zingiberales, Musaceae.
AAGUCAUGAAUUGCUCUAACGCUUACCUGUUUGAGUUCUGAGCGUGCAGAGAGAGAGAGAGAGAGAGAGAGAUCUCUUCAAGGCAAGUAGCACCUCUGAGGUCCACCCAUCUUCAUGUGCAGCUGAUGCAGUGAUAGCUCUGUAUCAUAGGCCAAAGAUGUGGCUAUUGCAACCAACAUGUUUGUUCGCGUGCCUUCUUCUGCGCCUGUCAAAGCUUCAUCACUUGAACCUGCACACCACAGAAUCCUGCUGUAGGCAGACCUCAAUGUGCAUACGUACGGUUUGAGCAUCCACUGUAUAAAUGUACCGGCAUCAUCCUACCCCAUUCUCCACAAGCAAUCCUCAAGAACGGACCAAUGAGACCUGAGAUCUCCCAUUAUCAUAGUCUUAUCGGCCCUCGACCCCUUCGACUGUUGCACCGAUCUUUCAAGCACCAUCCACAGUCCCCGUUCCUCUAUGAACGGGCAAUGAGCACUUCUCCCCAUCAUGAGCCAGCACAGCAGCAACGAGGAGGAAGCGUUGUGGCAGCACUUGAAGAGGAGAAGGAAGAGAAGGCUCGCUGUGAAUGGGACUUCUGGCUCUCAACCGUGGUCUCCCCGUCUACGGCUGCCGGAGAGGUUUCUGACGCCAUCGGCGCCAUCGAGUUCGACCCCACCGACCGCCUCUUGGCCACCGGCGGCAUCGCCAGGAAGAUACGAAUAUACAGCCUCGGCACUUUGCUUCCGGAAAGCCGCGACUCGAGCCUGACCUUCUCCGAUCACUCGACUGCUUGUCUGUUGUGUAUUUGCACGCCGGCGAAGCUCAGCAGCCUGCGGUGGCGGCCUGACUCUAGUGGCCGCACCGUUGGCUCGGGUGACUACGACGGCGUCGUCACGGAGUACGACGUGGAGCGCAACGUGGCCGUCUUCGAGCGCGACGAGCAUGCCGGGCGCCGCGUCUGGAGCGUGGACUACUCCGUCAGCGGGGACCUCGGCGCGUCGGGGUCCGACGACGGCACGGUGCAGCUAUGGGACUCGAGGUGCGCGAACGGCGGGCGCGUGGCGGCCGCGCGCGCCGGGGGGGCGGUCUGCAGCGUGGAGUUCGACCCCGAGGGGGGGCCGUGGGUGGGGGCGGGGAGCGCCGACCGGCACGCGUACGUGUUCGACGUGCGGGCGGUCUCGGCGGGGCCAGUGACGGCGCUCGGCGGGCACGGGCGGGCGGUGACGUACGUCCGCUUCGCGCAGAGCGGGCGGAGUGUGGUGACGUCGGGGACGGACGGGUCUCACCGGCUGUGGGAGUGGGCGGAUGGGAGGGAGGUCCGGGCGUACCGCGGCCACGUGAACUCACGCAGCUUCGUCGGCAUGUCUGUGUGGCGAGGGGCGGGGCUCGUCGGCAGCGGGUCGGAGAGCAACGAGGUGUUCGUUUACGACCUCCGGUGGCAGGAGCCGAUAUGGGUGCGGGGAUUCGGUCCAAGGAGGGAGGAGGGGGGCGCGUUCGUCGGCGCGGUGAGUUGGAGGCAGGCUGUGUCGGGGCCUGGAGAGGGCGCGCUCGUGGCCGGCGGAUCGGACGGGGUCUUGCAGGUCUUCGUUGGCAGGAAGAAGACUGAGUCUGAGUGAAUUGCAACGCUGCAUGCAUCAUUAAGGUUUCACUGCAUGGUUCGUAGCCCUGUCUUCACGUAAGACAUAAAGCGUCACGCUCUGACGAGUCUGAAGUGUUACUGUGAAUAAGAUUGGAGCAAAUGGAAGAUUUCAGAGUUGAAAUAAUUUGUUAGAUUUCUGGCAAAACUAUUUGUAAUAAUUCUUUUAGGCAAAUAUUGAACUUUAAAUGCAAUGUUUGUUACUAUGAUUGACAGAGUUUUAU